Dermacentor andersoni is the source of this 8314-nucleotide messenger RNA. RefSeq lists its product as uncharacterized. Gene Ontology annotation, biological process: sleep; regulation of synaptic transmission, cholinergic; positive regulation of voltage-gated potassium channel activity. NCBI's taxonomy places the organism in Eukaryota, Metazoa, Arthropoda, Arachnida, Ixodida, Ixodidae. The record is from RefSeq and is a predicted model, not a curated record.
CGUUUCAAAAGUGAGUCGCGCUCCGUGCAGCAAGUGGUUGUUGCGUUGUUAUCCGCUGCGGAAGUAGAGAAGAAGACCGUUUGUGUUUAGAUCGUAGUUUCAGGUUGUGUUCCACCAGAAACCAUGAAGAAUUUAGAGCCACUAAGUGUUAUCACUGUGGCAUGCAUUUUCCUCGCCUGCCUCUAUCAAGCAAUGGCCAUCAAGUGUUACCAGUGUAGCAGCAGUGAGGAUCCCAAGGGCGAAGACCUAUGUGGAGCGUAUGCCUACUAUGACAAAACCAAGAAUACGGCUGUUGAGUGCUUGGGGGAAGAGGCCAAGGCACUAGGCACCUUCUGUUACAAGCGUAUCAUGCAGGGGCCUAGGGGCUUUAUCUGGGAUGGCCGGUGGAGAAGUGUGGAGCGGCGCUGUGCCCAGAUCUCGGAGCGGGGUGUCAACUGGGGUUGUGACUGGGGCUACCACGAAAAUGGCGUCUACUGGGAGGAGUGCUACUGUGCUGAAGAUAGCUGCAAUGGUGCUGACCAGCUUAAUGUCCGUUCACUGCAUGCCCUACUGGUGUUGUGCGGAAGCCUCGCAUUGCUUAGGCACCGUAAUUUCUUCUGAUUGGUUAACUACUUCAUAUGCAUUCUGUAAAAAGAAAUUUUCCAAAACUUGGUGACAUAGGCUGGAAGAUGCAUAGGAGGAGUCUUGUGGUUUUGCCUAACUCCGAACUACAUGGGUCUCAUGCAUUGUACUUUAUGCUCUUGCAUCCUGAUUCUUCUCAGUUGACACUGAAUCAUUGAAUUUCUUCCAUAAGAGACAUUUUCUUUUUGCGGUUAUGUGCAGCUAUGUACAUUUCAGCUGGUUAUUCAUGGCAACAUGUGAAAGAGCCUGUUUUAUUAAGAGGAUAUCGAACACACACCCCAUGAAGAUGAGUGUGCUGGAAGUAUAUGGCUAACGGUUUUUAGCAUUUUUGUUGGAAAUAUUUGAGUGGGCCUGAUGCUUCAAACUUGUGUGUGUGUGUGUAGUAUUAUACAUUAAGUAGUAUCACAGUUAUGAUGGACUUUGCUUGUAAAGCACAGAACUUUGUCAGAUAUGCAGUGACAUUCUGAAAAAAGAAAAAAAAAAGAUCCCUCAGCAAUUAGGGGGGAUAUUUAGUUAUUGCUUGAAGUGCAGACCUGUGAUGCUAAAUGCUUCAGACAAUUUGAAGCAUGAAGUGCACUUUUUUUCACCUCUAGAUUAAGGCUUGUAGAAAUGCUGACUGAAAAAUUUAUCAUUGUGCUGAGUUUGUUUUAUUAUAACCACUGAGUGUAACGCUCCGUCCAUUUUUUACACCUUGUUCUUUUAUUGCAAGAUGCCACAUCCCAAGAUAUUGCCAAUUUUUCUCAACUUGUGCAUCUCAUUACACAAAUACCAGUACUGUAUACCUGGUAAAGCAUUAGAGUUUAAAUGCACCAGGGCAUGUUGUGUUGUAGAGCUUGUUGUAGAAUUCCUUACCACUAAAAUGUUUGAGUUGAGCUUGUGGACAACCAAGUAUGCACAUUUUUUAUGUUGAUAUCUCUGCCCUUGUGCUGAUUGGUUUUGCUCUGCAGAAACCUUGUCUCCUAGCUAAGUUGUAAAGGGUAUGUGAACUGGAAGGCAGGCAUUUUGCCAAGUUUUUGUCUUCAAAGAUUCAAGGUAGUUCAUAUUAAUUUUAAAGCUUAAGAAGUCCAAUUCUAUAAACAAUUAUUGUCAGCUAUAUGGGAGAGUUGUGUGUUGAAUUGUUUACCUAAUUCAUAGAACAAUGUGAUUGGAAGCACAGUAUGCACUUUGACACAGUUAUCUUGGUUAGAUAAAAAUUGUAAUUUAUUUAGUGUGGUGCCAGUUCAAAAAAAAAUUUUUUUUUAUAAGGGCUGAUGCAGGGGAGUAUAAGAGCUGACUGUGGUUUGUUGCUAACAAAGAGUUUAUAACUUCGUGCUUUCCUUGAGGCUUCUCUGCGGGCCAAGAUACACUGAGUAAUACAGACAAAACUCAAUAAUUCUAACUCGAAGGGGCUUGAAAAUUUGUUCGAAUUAAAGGAAGCUAAUUGAAUGGAGGACUUACCUGCAGUGGAGCAUGUGCACUGAGCUAACACAUCAGUGGGAAGCUCCAGAGGAUUUACUCACGCGCAUUUACAAAUCACAGUCAACGUCCGAUUUUUCGGGCUCCAUAGGGGCCGCGAAGACGUCCGAAGAAUCAGACGGUCCGCAAAAAUGAAUGAAUGCCUUUUACUACCCCUGAAGGGCUCAAAUCGCCACAAGCACAUCUGAAAUAGCCCUGAAGGCCUGCCAGUACACUUAUUAGGCAUAUCGGUGCUUGUACUGUGAUAAGAGACGGCAGGGGCACGCGUGUUUAAUUAAAAGAAAUGUACCAUGCCCUGCGACAAUUGCCCCCGUCUAACUUUUGGCAUGCUGCAUGCUGUAUUGUAUACACUGCUGUAUUGGGACGAAACUCUUUCGAGAACCGGCAUUAUGCAAUGUCCCAUACUUUCCGUGCUCCAAAGCCAUUGGCAAGGAUUACAAAGACGGAGUCAAUGUCAUUGCUAACAGCGGCGAAUUGUUUAGAUGAAAACAUGGCACCGAACAGCAAGAAGCCUGGUAACGAACGUUGAAGUAGCUAGGCCUAGCGUUGCCGCAGUGUGGCUACAGCUGCCAACGGAUCUGCUGGUCGGAGGUGCUGCCGUGUGAUGAUUUGGCACGCUGCUGAGAGCAUUGUCGGAGCGCAGUAUAUUCGAAUUAACCGUCGCAAAUGCUUGGCACCUUCGAAUCACGAGUGUUUUCGCCUAUUGGAAUACAUAUAACUUUGACGGGACCACAGCGUCAGUUUGAAUAAACCAAAAGUUCGAAUUAACAAGAUUCAACUGUAGUUAUGAUUUCCAGUCGGCUUAGCUUUUUAGUGAAAGUUAUUACAAAUAUUUGCUCAAAGGUUACAAAGAAGGCUGCCUGUGAAGUUUCUUGUGAAAACACCUGUAUGCAAUGUAUGCCCACCUCUUGCUGCCUUGUGUUGGUUUUGUCAACUUAAGAUUGUCAAUUAACUUGUACCCACUGCCUUGAGGUUGUCGUGGUAACUUGCUGCAGUAAUGUGUGUCCUAUAGGACACCAAGUGAGUGAACUCUGUGUCGGCACAUCAGAGUGUAGCCUGAAUGUAAAGGUACAUUUACAAGUAUGAUAUUUUAAAACUGCAGUGACACUGCUUCUAGCUUGUCUCCAGCUCUCAUUCCGGAGUCUGAAUGCAAACCAGAGGGGACACCAAUAUGAGAAUGCAUGGAGUAUAAAAGACAAGUGACAGGUGUUUCUGUCUGAAUAAUUAAAAUAAAAUUAAAGAGAGGGCACAUAUGGGAUGCAUACACUGUUGUUUCCGGUUGUAAGCCAGAAAAGCUGGAAGAAAAAUUCAUGCACCGCCAUUUUACCCCUCAGUAUGCAAAAAGCCUUGUUCUACAGACCAUCAGUUGGGAAGAAGGUGCUGGCAGCCCUUUCGCGUGUGUGAAUAACCAGUCAAUACCAGUGUACCCUGCUACAGUGAAGUCUGAAAGACAUGGAAAAAUUCAUUGCUUUCUUUGCCUAGUUCAUUCACUAGAUUGAGGAGUGCUUUUUCAAUGCAGCGUUGAGACCCCAUAUUUUGAUAGCACACUCAAUUUUUUCUUUAUAUGCAGUGUUUGCAAAAACUUGCACACACAUUUUCCUGAAGCUUUUGCACAGGUGUUCGCAUAAAUAUUUUUACAUAAAAGUUUAUUUUGAGAGCGUUUCUGCCCAGUUGUGUUCCCCAGUAGAGUUCUAUCCGUGCAUGUUUAUCUCACGGAUAAAGUACUAUUUUGCAAGAACUAUUCCGUCCAUGAUGCCUAAGCGAGUAUGAUAGGCAGUACAUACUUCAUUAUGUCGUCCUUCCACGGCUAUGUGGAGCAGCCACAGUGCAGAAAUGAAUGACUUGUUUUUGUGAUGAUCACCUUGCUCAUCUCCUUCAUUUCCUUAAUAUGUUAGAGCCAUGAUGUUUAAAGAAAGUAAUAUUUUUUCUUUAAGUUUUUUGUUCUAAUUUAAAGGAAAUGAUACAGUAGUCAUUCAGCUGUUAUUAGAGAAUAUGCCUUUGGAGUGGUUUGAACUAGUUUACUUUUGUGUGUUUAACCAAUAUGUAGUGUUGAUGGCAGCAGCAUAAAAUAAAUUUAUUUUAACCAAUAAUGUAUGCAUAAUGAAAAAAAGUCGUAAGUUUCUUUCACUACAUGAAUAAAACCUAUGAAAUUUACUAUGCUUUGUUACAUGCUACUGGGCAGGAAUUGCAGUUUGAUAACUUAGCUAAAAGAACUCGCUUUGUUGAGUGUGAUUAGUGAAAAUGCACAAAGUGCAGCAAAUCGUAUAUGACAUUAAAUGGUACGGAAGUGCAUGAAAGGAUGGGCGCAGUACAGGGAAGUUUGCUAUACAAAAACAACUUGGCUCCUGGAGUGCUAGGCAAGAACUGAUUUAAUCCCCGCAGUGUGCAUGCCAUUGAAAUGUUGUCUUGUGCGAUUUUCUUCAUCGUCGGUGCCACCACAGGGGGCUCCUUUGGAGAAUGAGUAUUGCCAACGCACACACGCUUGGGGAUAGAAGAUAAGGAUGGGUCUUGCGCUGUUGGGCCUAUUGAGGCCGUAGCAAGACAAUUUCUGAAAAAUCAGAGGAGCAGCCACAUGAGCCUCAACAAAGGCAGGUUUCUGCCGGUCCAGGGAUACGACAGUGUCAUGACCAUUCCCACUCAGAGUUGCUCUUAUCCUGCGUGUGACAGCGUGGUGCAGACCGGUGUAUGAUGCCUUGAGAGAACAGCAGGUGGAGUUGACGUGAAAGAAUACAUGCGUGCUGUCUCGUAAGUGAUGCUGGACAAACGGCGACUUGUGUUGUUGGGCUUGGGUAGGAGGAGCACGUGGGCGCGCGAAAAGGUACACUAGUUGGCGAGCAUGAGAAGAGUUGGGUAUGUGCCUUGAUGUGGCUAUGUUAGCUCUGCUGGCAGUUGUAAGGAGGGGCCACAGACGAGGUGAGAAGGCACGCAACCAAGGUUUUCUUUGAUGGUGGUGUGCAGUUCCAGAAGUAUUAUGGGAAGAAGUGUGACCGAUUGGUCACGGCUGCUGUCAGCCAUAAAAGCGCAGCUCUGAACUGGUGAUGGAAUCACUCAACAAGGCUUUUGGGUGGUACGCUGUAGUUUUGAAGUGGCUAGAGGAGUCUUGUCAACUGCUGAAAUAGGACCACCUCGAACUGUCGGCCAUGGUUGAUUACAGUCUCAGCCGGAGUACUGAAACAGGCAACCCAUGUGGAGACAAGUGUAGUGGCAACAAGCUCUACUGUAAUGUUUGAUACUGGUGCAGCCUCCGACCAAUGCAUGGAACGGUUGACAAUUAUCAUUAUAUAUUGGAAUAUCUUUGUAGGAGGAAGAGGUCUGAAUAAGUCAAUGUGAGUGACGCCGAAACGAGAGUCUGAGAGAGUGAAUCUGGCCAUCAGCGUAGUACAGUGCCUGUACACCUUGCACUGUCAACGAGCAAGGCACACAUGCCGAGUCACGCACAUCCACAUUCAUGUAAGGCUAGACGAAAUGCUCUGCCACGAGCUGCUGUGAUGCGUGAAUCCCAGCAUGUUACAGAUGGUGAACGUGUUCAAAAAUGAGAUCACGUAGUGGCAAUGGAACUCAAGGAGGGUGGCAUCUGGUAAUCUCAUCACUGUCACAGACGAUGGAUAUGCUGGGAGUGGGGACAGUAGAUGUCAUGGAAGUGCAGUGACAGAGAAGGAGAUGAGAUGAAUGAAGAGUGCGAAGUUUCCUAUUGUGCUCUUGCAGUUCUGUGAGACGCUGAAGCAUAAGCUGGGGCAUUGCAAGGCUUGAAACGUGACUCAGUGUGUUGGCUCAGAUGUCGGUGCCUUUCACAUGUCGAGGAUCGAUAGAGAAUUCAGCAAGGAAAGCUAAAUGACACGUUCCUCUCACAGAGUACGUAGUUUUCGAUAAGGAGAAGGCGUUUGUCAAAAUCCUGUGGUCUGUGAAAAUGAUGAACGGGCAUCCUUUCAAGAAGUAAUAGAAGUACUUGACCGAAAUGUAUGCUGCAAAAAGCCCUAAGCCAAAAGCACUGUAGCACUGCACUAUUGGUAAUAAUUACUUGCAUCUAGUUUUUGGGGCAUUCGUGGGCUGAAAUGGAACACCACAGUGUUCCCCAUGCAAAUUCUGGGGCUGAUCCUUCUCAACGGCGACUCGUCGAUGCUUGCGCUGUCCACCUGCCUCCUUUCCACGUGCAAAACCUGGACCUCUGGUUCCUGCAGGCUGAGGGGAGCUCAGAGAUUGGCAAUAUCACAUCUGCGUCAAUAAUGUGGGGAAAAAUAGUGGGUAUUGUGAAGCGCUAGGCAAGAACUGAUUUAUUGCUUGCAGUGUGCGCACUGUCGAGGUGAUCUCUCAUGCUGUCCUCUUCGUCGGAGGUGCCGGCACAGCAGCGUCCCCACACACUACGUGUGGGAGGCAUCCACCUCUGGGUGGAUGCGAGAAUGGUGCUUCCUUGCUUUUGGAUGUGCGAGGCAGUUCAAACCUUACAUGCAGUCAGGAAUCGGAUAUAAAGCGCUGCAAUAGGUAGUCAACUUAAAAUAAGAACCAAAAUAUUUAUUUUUGAAUUUUUAUGCCUAUGAAAAUAUAUACAUUAAACAUAUGCUGGUUACGGCUGUGUGAAUAUCUAAAAUUUCGAAUAUGUGUCAAAUAGGCUUUGUUAUUGGACUCGUAUUCGGUUUGAGAAUUCACUAUUUGAAAUUGUUGAAUAUUAAUUUUUGUUUGAAUAUUAAGCAUAACGCUUAUUGGAGUAUCAGGGGACAGAUACCAAUACAAGUAGAAACUAUUUGAAUGAUUCCAUUGCAGGAGAGCUGUGGUUGAUUAGUGCAGAGCCACUAAUUCCUGAGCAAACACACAGGGAUAAGUGCUGCUCCACAAUUUCCUGUAAUUUACCAAGAAUGUUUCAUUUAUAGGAGCUUAGAAAUCUAGUGUCUCUAUAAGCAAAUAAUUUAUUUCCUACAAUGGCACAGCACCCCGUGUGCUGUUCCCUUAGGUCAAUACUGUCGUAAUUGUGCACCACAUAAUUGAAAGCAGCUGUUUAUCAUAUACAAGCUCCUCAGUGUACGGAUGUCAAGUUAUGAAUGCCAUUAUGUGCAUGUAUCAGAUAAUGUAUAUGAGUCUUUUUUCACCAAAUGUGACUCUACACAAACUUUAUAUCUCGGUUUGUGUAAAAAUGAGAAAAUAUUCAGUAUUUGAUUUGGAGGUCAUUUUUUCUAGUAUUCAUAUUUGAUUAGAAAAUUUUGCUAUUCGAACACCCCUAAUUCUAAUUCAUUCUGGAUUUGCUCUAAACAAACUGUUUUUUGGCUGUUGGUUCGCUUUUUGGUUUUACUUUUCUUGGACAUUCAUAUGCCUGUGCAGCAUAACCAGCUUGUAUGUUAUACUGCACAAAUGUCUCGGGUGCACAGUGCCUCACUAGUGGGCCACACCAUUUCUGUGCACCUUGAGAUUCUUUAUGCCAUGUACAACCAGCUUCCCUAGUGCAACCAACUUCCAUGCAAUUUUGUUUAUUCUUCGUAAACCUUAUGCAGAAAUAGAGCUUUUGUGCACUUGCUACCAUAGAGUUUCCUACAAUAUACUAGCUUUGCAAUCUUCAAUGCUGCUGUGAGGCUGUUGGCCAUAUUGAGGCAAUCAGCUGAGAUUGACCUUGUCUUGCUCACAAUUACUCAUCAUAGCUGCUGAUUAUGGCUUUUUUCUUCUUUUCUUUUUUGUGACGUUUGUGUGUGCACAUGUGUGAGUUGAGGAGUCACCAUUACCAGAUCUGUGGCACCUCUGACCAUAUAUUGAAUCUCAUUUAUUUCAGAAUUAUUACAGGAUGGGGUGCUCUCUUUCUCGCUAGCAUUUAUCGUGUUUGCAUCUGUUUGAAGCCAUGUUCUAAAAACAUUGUUCCUCUCAUUUCAAAGUGCAUAGUGGAGAUUGUGAAUCGCGUCUUAUGUGAGCCAACUAAUUUUUGUGUGCUCACAAUAUUCAUGCAAUGUGUUUUAGGUAUGCUGAAAAAGCCUCUGUGUAAUGUGAGCUAUCACUAUUACUGCCUUAACAAACAUGUGGCAGUUACCUAAAUCUGCUUUUUGCAUUUCCUGCUGUUUGGCUGAUGCCCGGUUACCAUGUGUUAUUUCAUAGUGAAUUUUAAGCCGAUGCCAUUGUUAUUUAAUCAUAAUAUUGUUUUUGUCCAUCCAUUUUUAUAUUUCAUGGCAAAGUUGAGUAGUAAUGCUUCUGGUGAGUGUUGGCAUGUACAAUAUUCAAGCAAGAAUUUACCAGAAUAAAUGCAACUUUUUACACUUUAAAACAA